AAUUUAAAUAUCCAAUCAAAUAAGUAUACGAUAACCGCAGAAGAUGUCCAGCACAAAGAAGAAAUCUGUUUUUAAAUCAGCAAGCAAAAUUCAAAGUACCAUAGAGCACUUUGCAAAGAAAGUUAAAUCAAGUAAAAAGAGGAAGGAGAAGGCUGCUAGAAAGGCAAUCGAGGAAAGCAAGGAGAACGAGGUCAAUGAUGCAUCAGAAUUAGAGCCUGAGACUAUGGCACACAGCACUACACCUCCAAAGAAUCCGAGCCCUGUGAGCUCUUUCCUACCUCCUAGGCCAGAUUUCCUGCCUCCUGUGAUGCAGAGUGAGUUGAUGUACUCAAACCCUCUUAAUUUGCACCCAAUGAGCGGCACUUCAAGCCAGGAAAUGCUUGCCAGCUGAUUGUACUAUAAACAUAUGUACCAUACAAGUUUAAUGGCGGCUAAGGGGAAGCUUCCAUUACAACCAAGAUCUCUCGAUGAGCCCCCGAUCUAUGUCAACAGAAAACAGUAUAAACGUAUCAAAAUUUUGAGAGAGAAGAGGCAGAAGAGAGAGCAAAGAGAGGAGCAAGAGGCUCCUAAAAACAAGAACUCUCAGUGUAAAAUUAAAUAUGAGUCAAGAGUCAAGCAUGCCAAUAGAAGACCUAGAGAUAGAAAUGGUAGGUUUUAUAAGAAAGGCGAAGCUCCUGGCGAGAAGCCUGAGGAGAGCUCCCAAAAGGACAGGGAGAAACUCUCUGAGAAGAGCAAGGACAUAACUAAAACGUCAAAUGAAUAAUUUUCAAAUAAU
This is a messenger RNA of Moneuplotes crassus, 775 nucleotides long. The record is from the annotation of a GenBank genome assembly. NCBI's taxonomy places the organism in Eukaryota, Ciliophora, Spirotrichea, Euplotida, Euplotidae.